AGAUAAAGUUUUUUCCUAACUUUUACACGGCAACCCUGUGUGAGAUAUGUCAAAAAUAGUAAUUAGUCAAUACAAUACUGAUAACCUUGUAUAAUACUAUAAAAAUAAAAUUUGCAUCAUUUCGCCACUUUAGUAAACACAGCAGAUCUUUUUAGUACAACAAUGGUUGUAGGUGCAUUUCCUAUAGCAAAGUUAGGAGCUUUGCUAAUAAAACAGAUAAGUAAACCCAUCGCAAAUGCUUGCAAAGAAAGAGCUAAACAUAACCCGUUUUUCCGGACUUAUGUUUGUAUGCCUCCAGCUCAAUUCUACAAUUGGUGUGAAGUAAAGGCUAAAAUGUGGAUUUUAAAUUUGGGUAGGCCUGUUAAUAUACCAGUGCUCAGUCAAGAAAUGGCUAUAGAACUAGGAGCUAAUCUUCUUGGUGAAACUUUGAUUUUUACCAUUGGAGCAACUAUUUUGUUACUCGAAUACAACAGGCAAAGUAAUAAGGAAGCUGCAAAAGAAGCUAAGAAGGAGCAGGAAAUGAAACAUAUUUCUGACACUAUUACUGAUCUCUACUUUACUGUCCAGAGGCAACAAACACAGCUUAGAGAAAUGGAGAGGAUUAUUUAUUCAAUAAGUGGAGAGAAACCCACAGUUCCUCCUCCAGUAUUAAAGGAACCUCCAUCUAUUGUGCCUCCACCACCUCCUACCUCAGAAGCACCCAAGCCUGAUUCACCAAAGAAUGUUAAUAAUAAUCAAGAUCACAACAAACAAUCCAUUAUUACUGCUACUCCAUAUCCCAACAAUGGAUUGAUUCUGCAAUCCCUUAACUAUAUCCAAAUGGAUGCCUUCAGUUCUCUAUUUCCCAAUAACAAUACUAAAGUUGUAAUUGAGGAAGAGCAGACAGCUAUUGAAGAAAAAGCAUUUAUUCCUAAGAGGGAACCUGCAAUACUUUCCUCAGCAUUGCAUAAUAUUGAAAAUAAUUUUAGAAGUUUGUUUUAAAAAACCUGUGAUAAGUGUAUAUUAUGUUGCUGCAUUGCAGUCUCGAAAAUGGAUUUAACUAAGUAGUAGCCAUUGUUACCUGUUUUGUAAAUGAUUUAUUUUUGUUUAGGAUAUCUUAGAGAACUAGUGAUUCAAGUAACAUUUUUCUCAAAAUUUAGUAGGUGUGUAUAUUCACAUGUAUUGUGUUUUUGUCAAAGGAUUUUGCAGAAUUUUCUCUAAUUAAUUUGGUCUAGAAGAACUUCAAUAACCUCACUCAUAAAACAAACGAAAAUGUUACAUAGAUCACUUGCUCAUCAAGGUAUUUAUUUUUCAUAUUGUUUUUUAAACAAUGAUUUUGCUUUUACCUAAAUACAUAAUGAUUUGUUCAUAUGUAAUCAAUGUGUUAAUGCUUUUAUUUACGUUUUUGUAUAUAAUAGAUAGUUAGAUUGCUUUGUAUUGAUGGUGCAGUUUAAGUAUAAGUACAUGAAUAUGUUAAUGUUAAUAACUUAUAAAGUAGUAGACAUUAGAGAAUAAAUAAGCACAGAAUAUCCAUAUAUAUUUUAUUAUUCUAGCCACUCUUUCAUAUAAGUGCAGGCUUGCGGCGUCACCAAUCCAGUGGAAUCACAUUUAUAGAUUAGCGGACACACUCCACACGGCACUUGGACUAAUCCUGGUGCAGGUAUAAGGGGGUCUAUGGCUCGAUAUACCUUGCUGCCAUCAGGAUAAACACUGCUUUCUGCCUUACCAUCAUAGACCAAUGUAUUCAGAAUUGUAAUAACAUCUUCUACAUCAAGUUCAACCUGAAACCAACAGGGCACAUAUUUAAAUUCAAAAGGAAACAAUUGGAAAGACUAAAAAAACAAGCCUGUAUGAAUAAGUCCUAUGACAAAACAUUAAAUAUAUUUAUGGAUUAGGAGUAGUCAUGCAGUAAAUCAUUUAUGGUCAUACAAACUAAAUGCAAAUACAAAAUUAUAUCUCUAGCUUAGCUUAGAUUAUCUAAUCUUGUUGCAUGAUUUCACUUCAUGAUAAAUAAGGAAUGAAAAAUGUAGUUUAAAAUUAUUUUUCUUCAAUUAGGUACUUAAUUAGUUACACUCACUUUUACAGUGCUCCUAAAAUAGCUACAGGAUAGGCCAAAUUUGUAUAAGAUUAAUUUAUUAUCUGUCUUAAAAGCAAACUUAUAUGCAUUUUAACCAUUAUAUAAAAUGCAUUGAAUGUAUUACAGUAUUGCAUUAUUAUAUAGUUUAUAUACAUAUUGACAAUAUUAUCUUAUAUAUGUUUUUAGUUUAGAUAUAAAAUAAAUAAAAUAAAAAAUAAAUGACUAACUUUGCUUAUUCCUAAAUCUG
Messenger RNA from Spodoptera exigua (beet armyworm), 2303 nucleotides. NCBI's taxonomy places the organism in Eukaryota, Metazoa, Arthropoda, Insecta, Lepidoptera, Noctuidae. The record is from the annotation of a GenBank genome assembly.